This is a messenger RNA of Opisthorchis viverrini, 191 nucleotides long. RefSeq lists its product as hypothetical. The annotation marks the transcript as partial. The record is from RefSeq and is a predicted model, not a curated record. The transcript has a single exon. Lineage: Eukaryota; Metazoa; Platyhelminthes; Trematoda; Opisthorchiida; Opisthorchiidae.
AUGCUGCAGGAGACUCCUAAUAGCCACUCAGCAAUUUCCAGUCAACAAAGCUGCUAUACUAUCAAAGAGCCACCAUCACCAUUCCUCCGACCGGAUUUGGCUGUAGUUUCCGGAUGCCCUGCCGGAAGCGCACGAAAUCACGACCGUAUACAGAAGACCCCACCGAUGAUUGAACUAGUCGUAUCCUUCUA